Arvicola amphibius (Eurasian water vole) is the source of this 5711-nucleotide messenger RNA. RefSeq names its product cilia and flagella associated protein 65 (gene Cfap65). NCBI's taxonomy places the organism in Eukaryota, Metazoa, Chordata, Mammalia, Rodentia, Cricetidae. The record is from RefSeq and is a predicted model, not a curated record. The transcript has 33 exons. The coding region runs from base 135 to 5711 and encodes 1858 amino acids.
UGGAAAUGUCAGCAUGGCGGCGGCGUGAGUUCUGAACGUUGGAGCUCAGCCGAGACAACUCUGGACUCGUAUGUGGAUCUGGUGGGAAUUUCUGACUUGGCUAGAUACUCAUCCGGGCAAACUCUGGCCACACCAUGAGGCCCAGAGACAGUGGAGACUACACUAUGAACGCUGUGAAUGACGGCUCAUUCCUGAGUGCCAGCACCGUGGCAAGCAGCAGUGUCACUACCCAGCUAACAAGUCCCCUGGACAGGAAAAUAUGCAUCACCAAGAAACAAAAUGACGUGAAGAAGCGGGUGGUCUGGGGCGUCGAGGUUGCAGAGGAGCUGCAGUGGAAAGGCUGGGAGCUGGGCAAGGAGACCACGAGGAACCUGGUUCUGAAAAAUCUCUCUUUGAAAAUCCAGAAGAUAAAGUACAGGCCUCCCAAGACCAAGUUCUUCUUUACCAUCAUCCCUCAGCCCAUCUUCCUGAGCCCGGGCAUAACCCUCGUACUCCCCAUCAUCUUCCGACCUCUAGAAGAGAAGGAAUACACGGACCAGCUGUGGCUUGAGAAAGAAGAAGGGGUGUUCUGUGUAUCUCUGAAGGCCACCUUGCCCUGCCACAAGCUAGUCUGCCCAACAUCUCUGCAGCUGCCCAUAUGUGCCAUUGGGGACACAGUGGAGACUUGGUUCUGUCUGAACAAUGUAGGGGACCUGCCCACCUUCUUCACCUGGGAAGUCCCAAACCCAUUCCAGAUACUUCCCAGCACGGGGUUGUUGGAGCCAGGCCUGGGUUGUAGAAUGAAAGUGACCUUUGAGCCCCUCGUAGCUGUCAUCCAUGAAGUCGAGGCUCUGUGCUGGUAUGGAAAGGGCACCAAGCAGAAGAACAGCAUACAGAUCCAGGCUGCAGCUAAAUGUGCACAGCUGCUGGUGAGCAUAAAGCACAAGCAGUCGGAGGACCAGGAUGCCGAGGGCUUCCAGAAGGUGCUGCACUUUGGUUCUGUCUCCGUGGGCUGCACUGUGGAGCGGCAGAUCAGGCUGUACAAUCCAUCCGUGGUUAACGCCCCCUUCAAAAUUGAAAUGUCUGAAGACAUGUUGACCAAAGACCAUGCCUUCUCAUGCUCCAUGGGCCAAGGUAUUGUGCCCCCAGGAGAGAAGAAAUGCCUGUCGGUGUUCUUCCACCCCAAAACCUCGGACAGCAGAGCCAUAGACUACUUCUCCAUUGUGCCUUCUGGUUGUGCCUCCCAAACUCUGCUCCAAGUCAUUGGUCUCUGUAAAGGUCCUGAUGUGUCUCUGCAGCACUGCUGCAUCAACUUCAGCUGGGUCCAGCUCGGGGAGCACUCAGAGCAGACCCUGUGGAUCGAGAACCAGUCGGACUGCUUGGCUCACUUCCAGUUUGACAUUGACUGCCAGGAGAGUGUCUUCAGCAUCAGGCCUGCCUUCGGAACCCUGGCAGGCAAGACCCGAAUGACCCUGCACUGUGCCUACAAGCCCACACACCCUAUCAUCUGCUUCCGGAGGGUGGCCUGUCUCAUCCACCACCAGGACCCACUGUUUCUGGACCUGAUUGGGACCUGCCACUCAGACAACACUAAGCCAGCCAUCCUGAGGCCUCAGCACCUCACCUGGUACCGAACACACCUGGCUCGGGGCUUGACGCUUUACCCUCCUGAUAUCCUGGCUGCCAUGCUAAAAGAGAAAAAGCUGGAACGGGAUGAGAAUGGGGCCCUCAUGUUGCCCACUGAGUCUCUCCCUGUGCAGGACCUGGAGGACUUGCCAGCCCCGAAGUACCCCAAAAUCCCCCCCAUGAUGGAGUACUUUUUUGACGGCACCAGGGACCUGGCUGUCUUUCCCCCGGCUGUCAGUCUAGAGCCUUUUGAUGUGGACUUUGGUGCCUGUCCUGGGCCUAAGGCCCCCAACCCUAUCCCCUUGUGCCUGAGGAACCAUACCAAGGGCAAGAUCACCGUGGUCUGGACUCGCAGAUCUGACUGCCCUUUCUGGGUGACCCCGGAAACUAGUGAUGUGCCCCCACUCAAGUCCAUAGCCCUGCGCCUGCACUUCCAGCCAGCCUCCCCCAACUGCCUCUACGCCGUGGAGCUGGAAGCCUUUGCUGUUUAUAAGGUCCUUCAGAGGUACAGCAAUAUUGAGGAGGACUGCACAGUGGCCCCAUCCUGGUGUCUGAAGGUCCGAGCUCGAGGACACAGCUAUUACGCUGCCUUAGAGCACCACAUUCCCCAGUAUUCCCUGGAUGCGCCCAAGAUGUUUCCGGCAGUGUCUUCUGGGGAGCCUUCCUACAGAAGUCUGCUUUUGGUCAACAAAGGCCCCAUGCUGCUGACCUUCAGCCUGGCUCCCAACAGCAGCUCAGACAUCACCCUGAGGCCCUCCUCGGGCCUUGUGGCUCCUGGGGCCCACCAGGUCUUCCUUAUCAGCACGUACCCCAAGGGCACCUCGUGGAAGCAGCACAUUUUCUACCUGCAAUUCAACUUUUACCCCCAGUAUCUCAAGGAAGUGAGCAUACAGAGCAGAGAGGAGCCCCUGCAGCUGAAGCUGGACACCCGCAAAAGCAUCUUCUUCAAGCCUACGUGGGUGGGCUGUUCCUCCACCAGCGAUUUCACCUUUCACAACCCCUCACGGCUACCCUUGGAGUUCGAAUGGAGAGUCUCUCAGCAGCACCAAAAGAUGCUGGCGGUCCGGCCCUCCAAGGGCAUCAUCCAUCCUAAUGAGAACCUUACGCUGACAUGGAUCUUCAGCCCUUUGGAGGAGACCAAGUACCUGUUCCGAGUGGGGAUGUGGGUCUGGGAAGCCAGACAGUCCCAAAAGACCAAUCCCCGAGCCACCAUGCACUACUGGAUUCGGCUGGUGGGCAUGGGCGUUACCGGAUGCCUCUCUGCAAAGCCAAAGGAGCUGGACUUCGGGAACGUGCUGGUGAACAGCCGGGAGGUCAAGUCUUUGGUGCUCCUGAACGACGGCAACUGCACCCUCUAUUACCGCCUGGUCCUGGAGCAGCACGGGCCCAAAGGCCUCACCAAUGACUCCUGUGCUCUAGAACUGAACCGGUUGGAGGGGACCAUGCCGCCUCAUUCCCAGGACACCAUCUACCUGACUGCCUGUCCUAAGAACCGCUCCCAGUAUUCCUGGACCAUUAGCUACUGUCUCCUGUCCCACAGAGCUCAACCCUCUGCUCUCCCCACACUCGUGCCCCCAGAUAGCGUGGCUGGCGAAACGCAGGAGCUGUGCCAUGUCUCCCUGGUAGCUGUGUACCCUUUGCUCUCCAUCCUGGACAUCUGCUCCAUGGGCAGCGCUGAGGGCAUCACCCGGAAGCAUCUGUGGCAUCUCUUCUCCCUGGACACACUCAAUAGUUACUUGGCACGUGACCCAACCCUCACAGAGCUCACCUACAAGGUGCCUACCCGGCACAGCUUGAGCCAUACGCCCCCUGUCUUCACUCCUCUGAAGCUGGACUUCAAUUUCGGAGCAGCGCCACUAGAUGCCCCACCGUCAGUGGUUCUCCUGGUACUGAAGAACAGUGGACUGGUGUCCCUGGACUGGGCCUUCCUCUUUCCCAGUGACCAGCAGCUGGACCUGGAUCUGUGGGUGGAGCAAGCAGAGCUUAGCUGCAAUGAGCUCCACCAAAUGCGUGCAGAGGAUAAUUGCCUCUUCUCCAUCAACCCCAAGGCUGGGACCCUGAGCCCUGGGCAGGAGCAGAUGGUGGAGUUCAAAUACAGCCACGUGUUCAUUGGCACUGAUCGCCUCUCGGUGCUCUUCAAGGUGUCCCAUGGACGGGAGAUCCUGCUACACUUCAUAGGCGUGACAGUAAAGCUGGAGCAGAAGUACGUGCACUUCACCUCCACCAGCCACCAGUUCAUCCCUGUCCCCAUUGGGGACACCCUGCCCCCUCGCCAGAUUUAUGAACUCUAUAAUGGCGGCUCGGUACCUGUGACAUACGAGGUCCAGGUCAGCAUUCUGUCACAAGCUCAAGAAAAGAAUUUUGACCAUCCUAUUUUCUGCUGCCUGAACCCCCGAGGGGAGAUCCAGCCAGGUACUACUGCUCAGAUUCUGUGGAUCUUCUCACCCAUCGAGGCCAAGACCUACACAGUGGAUGUACCCAUACACAUCCUUGGAUGGAACUCAGCUGUCAUCCGCUUCCAGGGAGUGGGAUACGACCCCUACAUCAUGGGUGACACGGCUCCUUUCCACAACAUCUCCUCAUGGGACAACAGCUCCAUAUACUCUAGACUGAUGGUUCCUGGGCAGAACGUCUUCCUGUCCCAGUCUCACAUUUCCCUGGGAAACAUCCCUGUGCAGAGCAAGUGUAGCCGCCUGCUCUUCCUCAACAACAUCUCCAAAAGUGAGACAAUUGUCUUCACCUGGCAGCCAAGGUCCUUAGACUUCGGAGAGGUAACUGUGAGCCCCAUGGAAGGAGAGGUGGCUCCUGAAGAGGCAACCCCAAUCCUGGUGACCCUGAAGGCCUCAGUCCACGCCAGCUUCUACAGCAUGGACCUGAUAUGCAAGGUCUACCGGCAGGAACUCAUGCAUCAGUACCACAAGGACUUACAGGAGUGGAAUGAGGAGAAGGCUCGGCAGGAGGUGGAGUUCACCAUCACAGAUAUGAAAGUGAAGAGGAGAUCACAUUGCACAGCCUGUGAACCUGUAAAGAAGUACAAGACCCUGCCUCCCAUCACAAACCAACCAUCUCUCAGCCGACCUGCCAGCUGGAACCUGAAGCUGGCAAAGGAGGAGACAUCAUGGCCGUGUCCUCAACCACCUGUGCCAGGCCUGCUCUGUCUAGGCCUCACUGCGAGGGCCCAUGCCAUUGACUACUACCUGGCCAACUUCUUCUCUGAGUUUCCCUGCUACUUCCUGUACCGGGAGCUGCCAAAGAAGAAAUUAUGCAGAGAAGAAUCAAAAGGUUUUGAGGAAGAAACCCCUGAUAAGGGGGAUCCUGUCUGGAGGCAGAAGAAGCAGCUUCUGGUUGACUGUCUCACGGCUAUCAUCAGAGGCCUGCUGGAAGACAAGACUUUCCACGAGGCUGUGGACCAAAGUCUGGAGGAGCAAGUUCCUUACUUCUGCCAGUUCUGGAACGAGCAGUCAGCCAGGUUCCUGGCCCACAAGAGCAGCUUGUACUUAAUGCCAAUCAUGUCCCUGCCCUCCAGCUGCUACGAGAACGGGAAAGGCAAAGAGCAGGGGGAGGACAAAUUCAGCUCCAGGAAGGAUGCAGAAGAGGAAGAGAAUGAAGAUGAGGAAGAGGAAGAGGAGGAGGAGGAGGCAGAAGAAGAGGAAGAGGAGAGAGAAGAGGAAGAACUGAGCAAGGAGGAAAUGGAAGAGGAGAUAGACAAAGGGGUAAAGCUGACCUGGUCAGAGAUCAAGGCCGCUGAACAGCCCACUGGGUCCCAGCAGUCCCUGCAGUGGCAAUGGCAGCAGGAUCUGAAAGGGAUGAUUCAAGAGGAGCAAGAAAACGACGAGAAAGAAGCCAUUGGCAGGCUACCAGCCUUCCUCAACCUGCAGGAGGCGAUCCUAGAGAACAUGAUCCAGAACAUUCUGGUGGAGGCAAGCCGUGGAGAGGUGGUGCUCACUUCAAGGCCCCGCAUCAUUGCCCUGCCACCAGUCAGCUUGCACAGGCCAGACAUCCUGUUGCCCAUGCAACAAGGAGAAGUACUUUGCUCUGAGAUGCAGCAACCUACAAAUGACUGUUUGCUGGGGUCAGCAUCCAGUCCCUCUUACAUUCCUGCCUAA